AUGCAGUCCACCUUGACACCAUCCUCCCAAAGUUCCUCUCCCCAGCCACAGCGACUACCCGUUAAUCCAAGAAGACACAAGGUCGAUCCGUCAUUACGAAAGCGCGUCGUAAGAGCAUGCAACGCGUGCAACGUUCGUCGGGUUCGGUGUUCUGGAGAACAGCCGUGCCAGCGAUGCACCAAAUCCUCACGACAAUGUGAGUAUCCAGCACCCGAAUCGGAUAAGCACUCUUUGAGAGACGAGCUCGAACGUUUGCGAAAGCGAUGUGCAGCACUCGAGACGGGGUUCAAGAUUGCCGCACCUGAAGAAGCCGCUGAACUCAUUGGCCAGCUCGACCAUGGCGUGCCAGGGCGUUCAACCGCACCGACUUUCCUAUCUGUGUCAAUGGAACUGGAUCAAGCCGAUGCGAACGACGGCCGCCUGCUUGUUGAUCCUUGUGGGACCCCGAGAUUUUUUGGCGAAACAUCUGGAGCGACAUUUUUGGAUUACUUGAAACAAUUCAUGCUUACCUUAGUUCCUUUAACCUUCCAGCCUGAGUCUGCGGAUGGGUCUUCAUUCGUUGCUUCAAUCGGAACAUAUCAGACCUACGACUCGAGACCAAUUCCCAAUCCAAGUGUGGAUCCUCUAUGGCUACCCGAUCAGGAAGAUAUGGCAUUGAUGUUGGCCCAAUUACGAGCAUAUAUUCAAGAUGGCAACGGCGAAUUUCUCUCCGGCGGGAUAUACUGGUGGGGCGAUCUCAGCAAGCUUCCCACAUCUGCAGCCCCUUCGAUGAGUGCAGUGACGACUGAAGACACUCACCGACGCUUGGCAUUUUAUCAUGUCUGCUUCGCCCUGGCUACGUCUGUUGAUCAUGCGGCUUUCCAUCGAUCAGACCAGCAUGCAGGAGGGGCUUUCUUCAAGCGCGCGCGAAAGCUUCUUGGAAACCCUUUGGAUACUGUACGAUUCACUCUGGAUGAUGUGCCGGUCUUGACCCUUAUGGGAUUCUAUUUAAUCGAACUCAACCGCAGAGAUUCAGCUUACGUAUAUGUCAGCCUAGCAAUUCAUAUCGCCAUAAUACAUGGGGCAUUCAGGUCAUGUAAUGACGAAGCGAGUAAACGCACUUUCUGGACCCUAUAUAUAUUGGAUAGAUGGCUUUCCGUACUGAUGGGACGCCCACCGACUCUACUUGAUGAAGCGAUCAGGCUACCUUUACCAAGCGAUGUGCCCUCAAUGCCACCGUGUGCAGGCCUCCGAGCACACGUCGAGCUAUCCCGCAUCUCUGGCUACAUUGUUUGUGAAACAUUCAAAAUCGCCCCGAGACACUACCAACGUGGAUAUUCGACCCUACACGUGGAUAAGGCUCUGGAAUUGCUCGAAGACUGGAAGCUGCAAUUGCCACCGGUACUAGCUGUCCACAUAGACGCUGAUCCUGCGGUUCUCUCUCUGCAUCUAGCUUCGAACCAGCUCAUUGUCCUCGCAACUCGACCGAUCCUACUUGCCGCUGUCAAGCAAGCUGUUGCUGAACGCUACAUGAACGGCCAAUGGUCUGUGCAGCAACACGCGCAUAGCAAAUAUAUUCAAGCUUGCUCAGAGGCUGCCCAGCGUAAUUUGUCGUCAGCUCAACGAUUGCGGUCAACGAGGAAGCUACUGCAGGCCGGUUUGCACUUCGUCUUCAACGCAGCUGUUAUCCUGAUACUAGAUCGGAUUCUUCACUCUUCUAGCACCGAAGCCUCACCGGCUCUGCUCAACACCGCAGUGUAUGCCUCCGAGAUAGACUUUGCCAUGCGCACCUUUGAGGAGGAGUCAAGAACGGGUACCAACUACCCCAGAGACUGCUACAAAGUUUUACAAGAUCUCAAAGCUCUAGUUGAUCGCUACCUGUCUCAUGGCCAUGGACACUUCGAGCAAGGAAAUGACCCUGGUCUAGUCAUUAGUACUCCUGGACCGCAGUACAGUGCCCAGCGAGGCCCAGAAAUCCAAGGAAGUACAUCGAACAUGACAGCAGGUACUGUCUACCAGGAGCUGCGAACCUGGAUGCAAAGUGACGGGCUAAAGCUACAUAACAGCUUACUCAUUUGA
This is a messenger RNA of Alternaria alternata, 2058 nucleotides long. RefSeq lists its product as hypothetical. Gene Ontology annotation, biological process: DNA-templated transcription; regulation of DNA-templated transcription. Gene Ontology annotation, molecular function: DNA-binding transcription factor activity, RNA polymerase II-specific; zinc ion binding; DNA binding. Lineage: Eukaryota; Fungi; Ascomycota; Dothideomycetes; Pleosporales; Pleosporaceae. The record is from RefSeq and is a predicted model, not a curated record. The transcript has 5 exons. The coding region runs from base 1 to 2058 and encodes 685 amino acids.